UAUUCCCCUCGCAACAUCUUUUAGCUUUUCAGCCUCGUAUUAUGUUUUGAUUUUCAGAAAAGAUCAUCGCCAUCACACACGGAGGUACAUACAUACAUGCAUGUACCGUGAAUUCAACAAGAAACGUAUAACGUCUCCGAAUCUUCUCGUUAUCGCUUCGUAAGAUCUUCACUUCCUCUGUAGAUUGAAAUUUAUUCUCUCGCCCUCCCACUCACUACCUGCGGAUUACCUCGUAGUUACUUGCAUUCCUCCUUUAUUUUUACUUUACGUACCUACGGAUAAGUUAAACGCAUAAGCACGGACAAGACAUUAAUCAAGGACCAAAUUUCAUUCAAGAAAGGUAUGUAUGUUGAAAUACAACCAUUUUAUACUACAUUUCACCCCUCGAACCCUCGACCUCGCUCACGGAUCCAUAGAAGGAGGAGCAGUUCCUUGUUCGCAAGCCUUGCUUUGGGCCUUUUGGCUCUUCUUUCCUCAGCAUCUUCCCUGGACAUUACCCUAUAUCCUUGCGAUGGAUCACUCAAAAAUAAUGCUUGUUUCCCCUUCCCAAGCCCUCUGCCCGAGGUUUUCACAGCACAUUGUAUUAUUUUGCCAUUUUCUUGCAUCUAAUAAUCCAGGCACAGCUGGGGCUUUCAUUAUCGCGACUGGAAGCCCCAGCCGCAGCCGCAGCACUUCUUGGUGAAGAAUAAAAAUAACAAAAAUUUUAAAGCAGGUAGUUAAUCAGUCUUCUGGCUCGCUCGCUCCUACCAAACACACUAAAGCACUUCACUUAUUAACUCCCAUGCUGUUUCCCCCGGGGCUUUCCUUCCUUUCUCCGCAUUCAUACAGCACUCACUCGUACUGGUACAGAGUACUCAUGGCAAAACAUAAAAGUCCAUCGUAAAGUACCUAGUAGCUAUUUAUUCGUAGCUACUUUCUGAUAGAUUCUAGCUACCCAGCCACAGCAUAAAGGGCAAGUGAUGCCCUGGUGAAAAAAUAAAAGGCUAAAACCUUUUUAUCUCCUUUCUCUUGUCUUGUUUCAACCCUCAACCCUCAUCCUCUCUCUCUCUCUCUUUCUCUCUAACAAUCAAUCGCUCUAUCGUCCUUCAUAAUAAUUCCUUGUCAUACAUUCAAUUGUCUGAUAAUUCAAUCACCAUCAUCCUUCGUUUCUCCUCUCUUGCUCGCUCUCUUCAUUCGUUCUACCUUGAGUGGCAUUGCAGCACACUACUGCACCUCAUUUACAGGCUUAUAGCUGCAUUGGCAUUCACUUAAUUCCCUAAUACAAUCCUUGGAAUUUCUUCUCUGGACCAAGAUAACUUGGUUAAGCAAUCAUGACUUCAGCCGCUAAUGGACGGAAGAUCCAAGACCUUGAGCAAAAGCUCGGCUCAAGUAUUAACACUUCCUUGAUGAACAAGACCGAUUACUUCCUCAACGAGAAACAAGAUAUCGAAGCGGACAAACCUCGAAAGUCAGACAUGAUGCCUUCCAUUCGUCAAUUCCUCCUAACUCUCAUGGUCGUUUCCCUCCUCACCAUCACAAUCGUUUCUGCCACGACGACGAGCGGGAAUCUAGGAAAUGUCUCACCUCCUUGUAUGGAAGAUCAACAAGCUUUCAGGGAAUUGUUGGAUACUAUUGAGCCUGCCAUGCUACAUGAUGUGCUCCAUCAACACAUGACAGAGAAAUAUCAACACGGUGUAUACGAAGAUGAUAAGGAAGCUAUACAGGCUGUGUACAGGCAGGAACCCGGGGUCGCACACGCCUUGGUUGAGGCAGCAAAGGCAAAUGCUAUGGUUGAAUUGGCCAAGAGACAGGUCGGCUCGAACUCGACGACUACGCAGGCUCCGAGUACGACAUCGAGCGCCACUUUGACUACUCUCACUUCCCAGCCGGUCACAACUUCCAUUUCCUCAACUUCGGUCUCGGUAGCUCCAUCUUCUACAUCCGUCACAACCACAGCUGUUGUACCAACCAGCACCUCAGAGAGAACAUCUGCAACGACCUCUGCCACCACUCAAGCAGUUUCCCCAACCACGACUCCAAGUUCGACGACUGCACAGAUUUCCACAUCCUCCCGAGCUGCCACAACUGACGAAACCACAUCAUCACAAGUAUUACCAGCAACAACAAGUACAUCAGUCUCAACGCCUACGAUAACUACACCAGUCUCCACAUCCGCGACAACUACAAGGCCGGGUAUGUUCAAAAGCAGGUCGACCCUGCAUUCCUUUUCUCCCACUUCCACUUCUGCUUCUACUUUUCUCAACUUUUUUUUUGUGAAUUCUACCAUUUCUGCUUCCUUUACUACUGUAGUACCUUACGACUCCACGGCUUCGACUGUGGGUUCUCACCCCGCCACGUCGAUGUCUUUGAGCUCAAGUUCCAUGGUAUCGUCUGCGGUUCACAUAUCUGCAAGUUCAACGAUAUUCUUGGGGGGUCUCUCCGUAAUUCUUAAUGCCAUAAUUUCUAGUUCUACUCCUUUUGGAUACCAUUCUAGUGCUGUUUCUGUUCUUGAUCUCAGUUCUACUGGACGCCCUUCUAUGGCUGUGGCUGUUUUUGGUUCCAGUCCUGUUGCAUACCCUUCCACGGCUGUAUCUGUUUUUGGUUCUAGUUAUAGUUCUAGUUAUAGUUCUAGUUCUAGCUCUGUUGGAUACCCUUCCACAGCUGUGUCAUUUUGGGGUUCCAGUUCUCUUGGACAUCAUACACCUUCAUCAAUUUCCGUAUCUGGUUUAAGUUCUGGUUUUGGAAAAUAUAGCACUUCCUUGGCUAUAACAUCCGCUUCUAGUUUCUUUGGAUAUGACAAUCUUUCCGCUGUCUUGCUGCUACCUAUUUCCACUUUCAUUCGAUCUCAGGACAGCUUUACAACCUCAAUUUCUAGUACUCUCGUCAAUAUUCCCAGCAAUGUUUUUUCUUCAUCGUUUUCAGGCUUAGACUUAUACUCGGAUUCAGGAUCGACUGCUACCUCUAUCUCUCGGUCUCAGACCUCUGCAUCAGCUCAAGUCGCUACACCUACAACGGGAGCGUCCACCACCUCCUCUCGAGCUUCUGAAGCAACAUCAGGUACUAUUGCUCCUGUCUCCGUUACUACAGGAGCUUCUACAAGUGAGGCCCCUCUACCUACGGGGGAGUCAACUUCUCAGGUCACUGCCUCUGAAGCUUCUGCAAGUGAGGCCCCCCUUCCUACCGGGGAGUCGACUUCUCAGGCCACUGCCUCUGGAGCCACUACCUUGGCUGGUGCCUCAAGUUCUUCAGCAGAGGUUUCCGGCUCUGUUGUCUUGUCUACAUUGGCUAGUUCUGCGAGCUCUACUGUUACUAGCUCUGUUUCUAUCGUGGUUGUUACGUCAAGAUCUACUAACAUGGCUGAAUCUACAGCUUCUCCUGCAGACGAUACUCCUACAAAAGCCGCCGUAACAACUAGCAGCAGCACAUCGACCCGAGUCUUCACUACAACCUUACCCAAUGGUUCCCUUUCCACUGUCACAGCUGUCACAGUAGUUCCUGCUGUAAUCACUGGCGGGUCGUCCGGUGGAUCCUCCACCACCUCAUCUGGGAAAGCAUCAUUGCAAACCAACAGUGCCGGAAAGAACAACAUGGGAAUCAACAUGGUUCUGGGUGCCUUCGGAAUGAUGGUGGUCGGUGCAUUAUAGGCCAAAAAGUCGGGACGAACACUUCGAAUUAGAACUCUUUUGAUAUUUACACAUUUGCAUAGCGUUCGGUGUCAUGUUUCUACGGUCACAGGUUUAUUCAACUAUCAGUCGCUCAUUCUUACGACCGUAACGGCUUGGCACGAAUAUAUCAUCACUCUUUUAUUAACGGACUUUGGAUCGGCGCAUAGAUUGGAAUAGCCCCAUCAUGGGGCAUGUGCUUUGCUUCGCAUCAUUGCUGGGAAAAAUUGGUUAGGAACUGAACAGUGUUAUACUUUACAUGGAAGACUCGUGGAGACGGAUUAUUGGUAGUGGACAAAAUGAAUAUAUGUUAAUACGGUGGAAGGAAGUAGCAAACUGGAGCAUCGUGGUGAAGGGGUUUUGGAAAAACGAUAAUGCACCUGGGUACACCUGCAAAACUAGUAACUGCCUUAUGUUUAACCUGAAUCGUUAAGUGUGAGAACUUAUACGUGCCCGUGGAUUCCCAUCAUUUUCCCUUGCUCGAGUGUUUCGGAAUUUAUUAGUUUCAGGUUAUCUCAUCCUUAAACCCUCUAAUUCAAUUAUAUUU
Messenger RNA from Sclerotinia trifoliorum, 4188 nucleotides. The record is from the annotation of a GenBank genome assembly. NCBI's taxonomy places the organism in Eukaryota, Fungi, Ascomycota, Leotiomycetes, Helotiales, Sclerotiniaceae.